AUGAAAGACGUCUAUGAAUACCUGAUGACCCUCCCUUCGAUCCUUCCCAGUGGAUUCGACCUCUAUAUCUCCUACAUUUUACACACCUUUACUUCCAGCCACGCGUUUGCACUCAUCCCCGCGGCACAUUUGGGGCCUUAUGAUCCGUCUAUUCUGCCACAGACACAUAUAGGGAGCGUAGGUGCGCUUGAUGGACAGGUUGACACUGAGGGCGAGAAACAGCAAUCAGGUGACGAAACCGAGUACGGGGCAAAGACAGGUGUCACAGAAGGGGCGAUUCGAAUGAAAGCAAGUCGUAGUGCUCUUGCUCUUGAGGACUGGGUGAACCGCAUGGGCGACGGGAAUAUCAAGAGCGGUGAAGAGAAUGGCAGGGGAAAACGGUCCGCACGAAACGGUCCUCCAAGCAACUCAGCGGUUGAUGUGGAAAAAGAGGGUUCGGAAGAGCAGUCUGUAGAGGCAUCGGAGUCUAAGGCAAAAGCAGAGGAAGAGUACUUUAGGUCUAAAGGAGACCUUUUGAAACUUGCUAUGCUUUCCCCUCCCCAUGCCACAAUUCAAGACGAAGAGGACGACCAUCAAAUGGAAGUCGAUUCCGUACUCCCUAGUACAACGAAUCGCACACCCAAAUCGCUUCGUGAGGCACUAUCGGAAGCGGAGUCCCUUGCAGUCCAAGACAUCCGGGAACUUGACGCCCUUGUUCGCUCGAGGGGUUGGAACAUUCCUCUCGGCGCUUCCCUUUUGGAGAGGGCUGAAAGCCAAUUGGGAACUGGGGAUGGAUUGGAGGGACGUGAUGUAGAGAUUGGUGGGCUGUUGAAGAUGGUACACAGGAGUGAGGGUAAUACAGGUGCUCCCGAAAACAAAGCUGGGACGAGUACAUCCAGGCGAAAGAAGAAUUAG
Cantharellus anzutake is the source of this 894-nucleotide messenger RNA. RefSeq lists its product as uncharacterized. Bases 1 to 894 code for a protein of 297 amino acids. NCBI's taxonomy places the organism in Eukaryota, Fungi, Basidiomycota, Agaricomycetes, Cantharellales, Hydnaceae. The transcript has 2 exons. The record is from RefSeq and is a predicted model, not a curated record.